This is a messenger RNA of Neltuma alba, 674 nucleotides long. RefSeq lists its product as uncharacterized. The record is from RefSeq and is a predicted model, not a curated record. The coding region runs from base 85 to 363 and encodes 92 amino acids. Lineage: Eukaryota; Viridiplantae; Streptophyta; Magnoliopsida; Fabales; Fabaceae. The transcript has a single exon.
CCCACGCUCAAUCUUCCAAUUCUGAAACACUAUUCUCCCACGUUACCGAGUUAUUUUCGUGAAGAAAUCUUAACAAAGCCAAAUAUGAGUUACCUAAGCCGUGUAUGGAUGGCCGCGACGGUGGGCGUAGCUCAGGGCCACACGGACCCCGGCCACAAGUGCAAGACCGGCCUCAAGUCCAUUCAACAAAACCGCAGAAAGUUGUUCUCCGCCGGAGAUUCGUCGGAUCUUAGACCUUUGUCUGGCAUGAUGGGAUCGGAUGUUCCCAGACCCAUGGAGAACAGUGAUGUCGAUCCCCGACAAAGGCAAGCCGACGAUUCUCUUCGGAAAGUUAUGUACUUAAACUGUUGGGGUCAGGGCUGACCCGUGGCGCGAAGGUCGCCGGAGAUGAUAUAUGUUGAUAGAGAUCUGAUCCGGAUCGUGCUGAUGGGUACCGAUCGGGUCAAAUAGAGGGGUUGACCGACUUUGGUCUGGAUGAAUGGUUGCUGGAUUUAAACUCUAAAGUUGAACUGUAAUAGUUUGGCCCCAAAAAAGUCGGACUGUGUAAUAGUUGGGGGAAGCUUGAUCUUGUAGGUUGUAAAGCUUGAUCUUGUAAAUUGUGAUUCCUCCGACUAGAGACUGACCUUUUGUGGAUAAGUUACUUGUAAUCUUAUGCACGCCCUUCUCCCUUUUCA